ACGGAACAAGACGGAAACGGAAACUCAACAUAUAUUCCUAAUUUAACGUUUUUCCCCUCACAGUGCAUUAAAGAGAUAAAAGACUAGAGGGAAGGCAGCCAUGCGCCUGAACCGAGACGCCGAGGACGGCAAAGGUUCUCUGUCACUGGGCGUGUUCCUCGUGUCAGUCGGUCUCACCGUGUGCGUCGUGUGGCUCGUGGCGCUCUGCGGCGUCUGUGGAUGGUGCCAACGCAGACUGGUGAGUGAUGUCACUUCCUGUUUCAAGGGGAAGAGGAAUAAGCCAAGUUUGGACACGGCGAGUUCUCCAGACUCAGUGUCAGUUCGAGGUCGGGGCGAAAACAAAGCCAUCAAUGAUCUUGACAGAGACUUUUGGAAUAAUAAUGACAGCAGUAACGUUCAGCAGCGGUGGAGCUCCUAUCCUCCUAAAGAGUUUCUCUUGAACAUGUCUCCUUACGCUCCAUAUGGAGACCCUCGUCUAACACCCAAUGGCUCGUUGGAGAAGUGUGAGGCGGGAGGGGGGACAGGGGCCGGCCCCAGUCGCAGUGACAGCUCCAGGAGUGUAGAGGCAGGAAGCAGCAAGGCUGGGAAGUGGCAAACCGUCAAGAGCCACAUGCACUCCGGCAUCUUGAGGCCCAGCAAUUUUGGGGACACGUCCCCGCUGUCCACAGCAUCCACUUUGGAGCACAUCGCACCAUCGGCGUGUCGUCCACGGCCACUCGUCAGACAGCAGAGCCUCCAGCAGCCCCUGACCCCCCGGCCCCCUCCGCCGCCCAACGACCCUCCUGCCACCUCACAGAGCCUGGGGCAGUUACACAGUAGCUCCGGGGGCGGCGGGGGGCAGCGGGGGGGCGCAAGACCGGGGGCAAGGGGCAGCCCAGCCGCACCCGGGGCAUCUCGCUACAGAGCGGGCGCAGGGGCACGGUCCCGCUCCAACCCGGGCAGCUGGGAUCACAUGAUGGGGCAAAUACGCACCAGGGGCAUGGACGUCAAAUCCUUCUUGGAAGGUAAGAUGGUGGUGUUGUCUCUGGCGAUUGGCCUGGCCGAGCAGGAUGACUUCGCCAACCUGCCAGACCUGCAGGAGAAACCAGCGAACCAAGAAACUCCUCCUGGAGACAAGAGAGCCAUCGGGAACAAGGCCAACAGCAGUCCUAAAGGUCAGACCCCAGAUGAGAGCAACCGCCGCACGGACCCUAACUCCUCCGUCUCUGACCUCGCCAACUCCGUCACCAGCGACAUGCUCAUGUUGUCUCCAGGCUCUGAAGAGGAGGAACAUGAGGGUCCAGUGUGUGAGAAACUUGGUCGAAUACAGUUCAGCGUAGGCUACAGCUUCCAGGACUCCACACUUACCGUGAAGAUUCUUAAAGGCCAGGAUCUACCAGCAAAAGAUUUCUCCGGAACCUCAGACCCGUUUGUUAAAAUCUAUCUGCUACCAGACAAGAAGCACAAACUGGAGACUAAAGUGAAGAGAAAAAACCUGAACCCUCACUGGAAUGAAACUUUCCUGUUUGAAGGUUUCCCGUAUGAGAAGGUGGUCCAGCGCACUCUGUACCUGCAGGUGCUGGAUUAUGACCGAUUUAGCAGGAAUGACCCCAUCGGUGAGGUGUCCAUUCCACUCAACAAGAUCAACCUUGCUCACAUGGAGACUGUCUGGAAAGAGCUGAAACCGUGCAGCGAUGGCAGCGGGAGUCGAGGUGACCUAUUGGUGUCGUUGUGUUACAAUCCCACGGCUAACACCAUCACUGUGAACAUCAUAAAGGCACGCAAUCUAAAAGCCAUGGACAUUGGCGGCACCUCAGACCCCUAUGUGAAAGUGUGGCUAAUGCACAAAGACAAACGAGUGGAAAAGAAGAAGACGGUCGUAAUGAAGAGGUGUCUGAACCCAGUGUUUAACGAGUCCUUUCCUUUCGAUGUUCCUGCUCAUGUGCUGAGAGAGACCACCAUCGUCAUCACAGUCAUGGAUAAGGACAGGCUCAGUCGAAAUGAUGUCAUAGGCAAGAUCUAUCUCUCAUGGAAGAGUGGCCCUGCAGAGGUGAAACACUGGAAGGAUAUGAUGGGCCAUCCUCGCACUUUCGUUGCCCAGUGGCAUGCCCUCAAAGCUUAAUGGACCCACUCAAUAUCCCUGCCCCAAGAUUAAACCCACACCCACAAGCCCCUGUUAAUAUGCACAAGCUUGAACACGGGUACCAAAAGCCAUCCAACAUUUUCUCCUUUUCUGUCUUUUCUUCUACGUGUGACUUCUUUAUCUAGUUCUUUCCCGUUUUUCCUGAUUUGCACCUGCUAAGAUUCCUCUUUCCCUUUUUGCCAAAAAAAGAGGCUAAGCACUGCCAAGAAGAUUGUAAAAGUCCUGUGUUAUGUAAUGGAAAGCAGGCUUGUCUUCCUUCAGAUUAUUUAUUUUGACUGUUCAGUUGUCCGGGGAACAACCCAACGUCCAAACCAGGACGAUGGGACUUCCAACCAGCCGAAAAAAAGUUCUGCCCUUCUACUGCCAUGUUUUUGUAUUCCUUCCUGCAUUCCUCAUAUCCCCCUCAUGAAGAUCCACAUGGAUCGCCUCGCAGUGCAAUACUUGAUGGACGGAGAGAUGAACUCUACUUGAACCUCUUCACCAUCUCUUGCCGGUUUUUACCGGCACCAAGUGUAGAAACCCAUGUUUGCUGGAAUUCCUUGUCAUAUGUUUGUACCGUGGGUGCCGUGAUGUGACAAAAAAAGUUGGUGUUUAAAAAAAAAACUUUCUUUUUAUGGCUGGAUAAAAGGCUUACGGCGUUUGCAGACCUAAUUUGUUUUGAGUUUUGGUUUGAAUGAAAAUGGUGGGAACAAUUUUUGUCAAGAUACAGAUAAAGUUGGUGAAACCGGGAUGUUCCUGAAUCCGUUUUCCUUCGUUGUGCCCGGAUCAACUCCUGAGCCACUUAAAAACCUCCUCCAGAGCAUGAGUUAUUGUGUAGCUGUACAUUUCAGUUUCUAAAUAUAAAACCAAAUCUGAAAUUGUUUUGAUAUUGAUCAUGCAUUACUUUUAUUAUAGGGUGAAAUGAGGACGGUUAGGGUUUAUAAUUCGUAGCUAGGUAGCCUGCUGAGCUGAGUGGUGCUACACAUCCUAACAUAAUAUUUUCAAUGAUCAGCUGGUCAGUAGUUUUCCUCUGUGGAUGCUGAAUGCUGAGACCUUUAAGUGGCUCAGGAAAGGGCUGUUGAUACUGGUACAAUGAAGAGUUCACCCAGGAAUGGGUGAACUCUAAUCAUGCUGAUUAGCUGAGCUCACACAUCUGGAUCUUUAUGUGAAUCAGAUAUCUUUAUUCUUAAAUCAAACCUCACCUGAUUUAUAUCCGUACCUUCAGCUGCAUCCACCCAAACCAACAGAUACCAGUCUGAUACGACCAAAAGAACCAAAUAAUGAAGCGCCCUCGGUGCAAAUUACAAUCCAAAAGAUGCAAAACAUUCCAAUAAUAUAUCAGGCAGGGCAGGAGGAGAAGGACUUUUCAACUUCUUGUUGUUUUGAAGUCGAUUAAAAGGCUUCCAUGGAAGAGAGGUUAUGUGAUUGGUGGCAGCAGGGUGUGUGUGUGUGUGUGUGUGAUAUUAGACCAGUAGAACUGCACUAUUAUUAGCAGCUGCAAACCUGAUGCAGUGUGUGUGCUGCAUCACCCGCAUUAUUUUCUUAACCAGAUCACUGCCAGUGUUAAACAAAUCUUCUUAGUAGAGUUUAUUUUUUACGAGCCAAAGUAGUACUUUAAAACAAAAAAAAAUCCCACCUGCUGAGCAAAGGAUGAGCUUGAAGGGAAGUAGCAGUGCAAAAAUAUCAUGUAUCUCGUGUGUGAAAGUUGUAAUUUAUCCAGUCUUUGUCCUUAUGUCUGACUAGUGUAAGUAAGAGAGGUAGAUAUGUGAAUGUUCGUAACAGGAGCGAACCGAUUCAGGUGGAACUCGGCUCAUUAAUGCCGCUUAAAGCAAAUUAAUAAUAAUAAUUAUUCUAGAAUCCUUAUUUUACAUUCCAAUAGUUUACUGUAUUUUCUGGAUCGUAACCUUUUUAAAUGAUGCGAAGGCUAGCUUGUCUGGAUUGAAAUCACAGCAUUCCUUCAUUCCGAUUGCUAAUUUUGCUAGCACUGGUUUGAGCUAACAAUGCUAACAGAUUUAGCUACGGUAAAAAUGCAGCGUAACGUAACGAAACAAGGGUAGUGCCGUAACCGUGACAAAAGUUUCUGGUCUCAUUUGUCUGUAUCUUGUAAAUGAAGGUAUGAUACAUAUCAGAGCAGGCACUACUGUUAGCUUGGUGCUAAUCAGAAAUAGCAUCAGAAAUCUCACAGCAGUGCUAGCGGAUUUUUUUUUUGUGCUAGAGAGAUUCAUUGUCCAGAAAGUACAGUAUCUAUUGUUGCUCUUUAAAUAGACAAGUAUAAGCUGUGUGUGUGUGUGUGUGUGUGUGUGUGUGUGUGGCUUGAGGGCCUCUCAUGUUUGACUUUUGGGUUCUUUAUUUAUGGAACCUCUGGGUAGUGUUCCAGUCUCUACAGUAGGCAUGUUAUAUUUUUAGAUCUCUGACGCUUCAUGAAUUCUCUCAACACUUUGUCCUGGAAGAUAGCCUAGCUCCUUCUAAAUUAAAUGCAGAUAUAUUUGUUGAUUUAACAUUAUCACAUGUUGCCUUUAAUAACAUGAAUUGUGUGAUUUUGGUUAUCGGCACAAAACCUAUGGUGGCCGAGAAGUGCAAAACAAAAUCAGAAAACAUAAACAAAUCCGAAAAACAAAAUAACAAAUCCGGAAACAAAACAAAUCAGAAAACAAAAACAAAACAAACCCGGAAACAAAAACAAAACAAAUCCGGAAACAAAACAAAUAAAAAAAUAUUUAAAAAAACAAAGCCAAAAACAAAAUAACAAAUCAGAAAACACAAGGAGAAUUCAGACAACGCGGGAAAUAGUAGGAAUAGUUUUUGUGAAUGGAAUUCUUCCCUCUGAUUGGACGAGACAUCUGUCACUCAGGAUAUACAGGAAGUAGGAAAUUAUGUAUCUAACUUUAUUUCUUGUACAUGUGUAGAGUUCUGCCUUCACUUUAAACCAGUUUUUCUUUAAAUCUUUUAAAGACAAUAACAAACAUAUAUUUAUCUUUAUUAGAGUUCAUUCAGCGCUACUGUGAGGAAUACGGUGUGAUGUUGGAUAUACUGAUAGUGUAUCAUGGAGUAAAGAUUAGUUUGUGAUCUCUAAAAACACACCAGGAAUGUUUCGGAGACCAAACUAUUCCAGAUUAAAGGAUGUAAGGAGCGCUAUAAGAGCAGAGCUGUGUUCAUACACACACCAAUCCACUUUCUACUGCUGCAGAUACUGCUGGACUUCCUGUAGAUCCUGAGAGACAGAGGUCUCGUCCAAUCAGAGGGAAGAAUUCCUUUCGCAAAAACUUUUUCACCUACCUUUUUCACUUUGUUUGAAUCGUCCUUGUGUUUUCUGAUUUAUCAUGUUUUCAGAUUUGUUAUUCUGUUCCACUUCUCAGACACCGUACUCUAAACGUUCUCUAAAUAGUGAUCUAAAUAAUUUCUUAUGUAUGAGAGAACCUUAGCAGAAAUGAAAUGAGAAACAAAACUACUGGUAUAAUUUUCCUAAAACAAAAUAAUACAGUAAACCUGGUUAAUACAGGUAGCAGAAGAUGGGUAUUAAAGGAAUAUUUAAGAUAAAAAAUUAAAUACAAUUCUUCUCCUUAUCCCAAGUAGAGUCCAGCAGCCAAACCACCUUUGUUCAACGUUCAAUAGUUUCUUCUUUAGUUUGUUGCUGAAGGUGCUUAAUAAACACAUCUUCAUCUACUUGCUUCAGGUGACUUUAAGCUGUGGAAUAGAUUUCAAUUAAAUUUGUAAAGUAUGUCACAUUAUCAUAAAACAAUUCCAGUUUAAUUAUAUUGUGAUUAUAAAACAUUUCACUGAAUUUUUAAAUUUGAAUUUUUUUUUAUAUCCAACUUUAGAUUGCUCUAAAUUGCGUUAAAGGGAAAACCUAAAGUUUCUGGUUGAAUAUAUAUGCUGUAUUUCAUUUAUUAGCUGCAUUAGAAUCAUCACUCACGCUUGUCUUGGUUGUUUGACUACAUGUGUAGUGUUGCUUUGAUGAGAACAAAUUCCUGACAGCGAACUAUUUCAUAGAAGAGACACACAGUGAACACAGAGAUGAUGAAUCCUGGGAGUAAAUAAGAAAGAAGGAGGUAGGAUUCGCACCAGUGUACGUCUGCAGUCACACACUCGGUGUGUCUGGAGUAUCUGUAACAUCGCACUGACAUUUCGUCCUCCAUAUUCUGACUGGAAGUGUCAGGCAGGAAGGGUGAGAGACAUCAGGCGUGAGAAUCUCUGGCAGGAAUCUCUUGCUUUUUAUCCUCCUUACGCGUAACGAGCUGUGACAAGCACGACCUUCGCCAUACUGGCUGGGAGAGCUGAGCGUGUUAAGGACAAAUCCAGGCUGAAGUAAAAUGAUGGCAUGGUAGGGAGGAGCUGUCACUGGGAAUUUAGAUGGAAAAAAAAAUGUGUAAAAGAAAAUUGACAGGCCAAACGUUUUCCCUCACGUUGCAGGAGUUUGCAUUUGAUCAGGUUUUAGCGAAAGCUAUGAGAUUUCUGUUUUUAUUUAUUACAGUGGAUCAGAUUAUCAAUGGGACAAAACUUCACAUGCUCUUUCUUAGUAUUCUGUAUCCGUUCACAAAACUGUGCUGGAAAGUUCUUCUCAUUCUUCACCACAGAACUUGUGUAACUCGGUCAGGACCUUCUCAGGACCCUACAGACACAUUUUCUCUGGGUUUCUUCAGGUCAGGGCUUUGUGAUGGCCACUCCAAUACCUUCACUGUGUUGUCUUUUAGCCAUUGUGUUACAUUCAUCCUGAUGGAAGAUCCAGCUAGUAACUUUCUGACUGAUAUCUUGAGAUGUUUCUUCAGUAUACUUCUACUUAUCCUCCUUCCUUUAGUUUCUGUGAACCAGUAAAACACGAUGCUACCAGUCCCAUGCUUCACAGUUAGGAUGAUGUUCUUCAGAUUAAAAGCCUCACCCUUUUUUCCCCCCACACACAGAGCUGACCAUUACGCUCUAACAGUUAUGUCUUUGUUUCAUCUGACCAGAGAACACUCCUCUACAAGAUUAGAGAUCUCCUUCACACUUCACUCUGGCUCUUUUACACUGCUCCUGGAGAGGAACUUCUUCCCUGAACACCAGUCUUUAAGACCAUGGUGAUGUAGGACUCUCUUGAUGCCUCCAACUCCUUCAGCAGUUCCUUGGUUGUUGUCAGUUGAACCUUUCAGUCCAAAAGCCUUUCAGUUCUGGGAGUUCCUUUUUACUGAAUGCUGCAUCUGUGUGUUCACAAAUGGUUUAUAUUCUUAUACAGAUGUUCAUACAGAUGCUUGUGAUGUCUUCAGGUGUUUGGAUAUUGCUCAGAAGGAAAAGCCAGGUCCAAGAUUUUGUUUCUGAGGUUUUGGGAAAAAGCGCUGACUCUAAAGGUAGAGCCUUAAAUACAGCAACAGCUCGUUUCCAAAUGAACUCCUUCUUGUAACAACUGUCCACUCAGAAACUUUUACAUUUCUGGAAUCGUCCAGAUUGUUUAAGAGACAGUGAACUUUGGGGUAUGUAAACUUUUGGCCCACUGGAAUUCUGAUAUAGUGAAUUAAAGCUGAAAAAAAUCCCAUUCUAAUGAACUGUUUUGAAAUGAUGCUGAUGUAACUGACCAAAACUGGGAUUAAUAUCUUUGACGUUUAACCUAAACCUAGUAGAUGAGAUGAGGUUAAAGUACUGAACUUAAAGUACUAAAAUGUCUGUUAAUCUCUUUCAUUGAAUACACAGGACAUGAAUAACCUAAAUUCCUAGGCCACUUCCAAGUGGAAACUCAGGGUGAGGUGAGUGUCAUAGAGAACACAUUAUUUACCUUCAUUGGGACUUCAUAACACAUGCAUAAGUACUGCCUGAAUAAACGUGUUAUAGAAAGCUCCAUUUUUUUUCCACAUUAUGACUUACUUUGUCAUAUUUUUUUCAUUUGUUUGUCCCUCAGCCAACACCUUGUGUCCUCAGGUUAGCAUUUAUCCGUACAUUUAGAUGCUUCAUGAAGGUUUGAACAGAAGCCUGUACAAAAAUAAAUAAAUAAUAAUUAUGAACCUAUUAAAAUAAGAUUUUAAUUCAUUCAUUCAUAUUUUUCCCAAUUUAAAAAAUAUUCCUCUGCCUCACAAUGUAACAGAAAGCUUUGGUUGCUAAGCAUUUUUAAUCUCAGACACUUUUUAUACUUUAAAGCUAUUCUUUGAACAUGUGUGUGUGUGUGUGUGUGUGUGUGUGUGUGUGUGUGUGUGUGUGUGUGUGUACAGGUUGCAGUAUUGUUAAUGUUGUGUGUUUGGAUAAUGAAUCCCACCCUCUCUUACUUCCCUUGAUCAAAAGUUCAGUAUGUGAUGUGCACAAUAUAAUUUGACAUGUUGAUUUAUUUUGGCAUAAAUGUACAGUGUACAUACGUAUAAAUGUGUAUAUAAAAUGAG
Molecule: messenger RNA, 8439 nt
Organism: Hemibagrus wyckioides
Lineage: Eukaryota; Metazoa; Chordata; Actinopteri; Siluriformes; Bagridae
Gene: syt7b
Product: synaptotagmin VIIb
Exons: 13
Coding region: 101-2101 (666 amino acids)
Biological process (GO): regulation of calcium ion-dependent exocytosis; vesicle fusion; calcium-ion regulated exocytosis
Cellular component (GO): membrane; synapse; axon
Molecular function (GO): calcium-dependent phospholipid binding; SNARE binding; clathrin binding
Source: RefSeq, a predicted model, not a curated record